AUGAAACAAUUUGUGGUGCUCGCACUAACUCUCUGCAUGGCCUUGGCCUUCGUCUGCGGACAUCCUACACCGCUGGAGGAGCAGGAACCGCAACUCACCUUGGAUGAUGUGGAUGCCAAGCCAGUCAACGAUGUUGCCGGUAGUCGUACUGCACGCGGCUUCUGCUGCGGUGGUGGUGGUGGCUACGGUGGCUUUCCCGGAGGUGGCUUCGGUGGUGGUGGCUACGGUGGCUACCCCGGAGGUGGCUACGGUGGCUUCGGUGGCUUCCCCAGAGGUGGCUACGGUGGCUUCGGACGUCGAGGUGGUUAUGGUGGUGGCAGUGCUUCAGCCUCAGCCUCAGCAUCGGCAUCCGGCGGCGGAUACGGCGGAUACGGCAAAUAAAGUGAAACGAACUUAAUGUAAUUAUAAGACAAACAAAUUAAAUAAAUAAAAACGAGAAGAAAUACAACAAAAUUAAAUAUCGUUUGCACGACAAAGAUUAUAUAUUCGGCUCAAAUCAAAUUGCAUUCAAGAAGUAAGAAUAUUGUAGUCGAGUGAGAUCGACAUUUAGAUACCCAGAGGAGCCAGCUAUUAAAUAUAUUCCCAUUUUAUUGUAAAAUUUCCCCUAAAAAUGUUAAAUUUGAGAACAUGUUUUCACUACAUCUUGUGUUUUUUUUAUUCGAUCUUGACAA
Molecule: messenger RNA, 671 nt
Organism: Drosophila grimshawi
Lineage: Eukaryota; Metazoa; Arthropoda; Insecta; Diptera; Drosophilidae
Product: keratin, type I cytoskeletal 10
Exons: 1
Coding region: 1-381 (126 amino acids)
Source: RefSeq, a predicted model, not a curated record